GUCACUCGAAGAGGGACCCAAAAACUUUAGGAAUUCCAAUACAACCUGUAAUAACACUGCGCACCAGUGAGAACCCAACGAGGAAGAUGCUAUAUGGAUUUGGCUUCUGCUCUAUCUCUGAACCCGACCCAGAUCUACCAUUCUGCUCCUCCACUUCACCCCCGCCCCAGGUUUCCACCUUCGCCCGUUUCCCGAUUCGGGUAUGGACCCGUUUCCAAUCCCCCGUCACCAAAACCGAUGGUGCCCUUAUCUUCUACCCGAACUGUCCGCCACAGGAAGAGGUUCGCCCCUGUAAACGCCUUCCGCGGCGGAGAGUCCCCUUUUGAGGUAUUGGGGAUCUCCCCUGCCGCAACUCCGUUCGAGAUCAAGAGAGCUUAUCGGAAGCUCGCUCUUAAAUACCAUCCCGAUGUUAAUAAAGCGCCCAAUGCUAAGGAAAAAUUUAUGAGGAUUAAGCAUGCUUACACUACUCUGCUGAACUCCAAGUCAAGAAAGAAAUAUGAUUCUGGGAGUGGCACAUCCAAUGAUUCUUAUUAUGCAACUCGGGAAAGCCAAAGUGGAACAAUGACAGAGGAAGAAUUCUACGGAUUUGGUAACUUUUUCAGAGAUGUACAAAUUACCUUAGAGGACUUCUUUAAGGAUCUUCAAGAAGAACUCCGAAAUUGGGAAGCAAAUUUAGCUUCACAAGGGAAACCAAAAAGUUUGUGGGAGGAAUUAGAGGAAAUUGGUGAAGAAUUCAUCGAGUUCUUAGAGAAGCAACUGGAUGUAACUGAUGGCGAGCCUGAAGAAGAAGAAGAAGAAGAGCUCAAGGAAAAAGCUCAAAGUAAUGGACCUUCUGAUGGAGAUGGAAUGGGAAAUGGCUCUGAAAAUAAAGGAACAAAUGAAAGUAGUAACAUUGAAGAAAAUAUUGAUGAGAUUGAAGCAACUUUAGCUCAGCUGAAAAAGCAAUUGGGACUGUGACCAAUUUGGUGUAUAAUACUUUGUAUCAUUAUUUCAAGCUCUAGUUCCCAUUGAAAUUUUCCUAGGCUUUUAAGUUUUCCUUCCAUUGUACAACCUCUCCCUCAUAAGAAUUUUGUGUUCUCUUUUACUGAAUAUAAGAGAAAUGUUAAA
Molecule: messenger RNA, 1107 nt
Organism: Cuscuta campestris
Lineage: Eukaryota; Viridiplantae; Streptophyta; Magnoliopsida; Solanales; Convolvulaceae
Source: the annotation of a GenBank genome assembly